Molecule: messenger RNA, 1234 nt
Organism: Balaenoptera ricei (Rice's whale)
Lineage: Eukaryota; Metazoa; Chordata; Mammalia; Artiodactyla; Balaenopteridae
Product: peptidyl-prolyl cis-trans isomerase D-like
Exons: 2
Coding region: 88-1164 (358 amino acids)
Biological process (GO): protein folding; protein peptidyl-prolyl isomerization
Molecular function (GO): peptidyl-prolyl cis-trans isomerase activity; protein binding
Source: RefSeq, a predicted model, not a curated record
CUUCGCAGACGGAGCGACUUGGGGGUUCGGGCUGCGCGGCGGCCACGGGGUGUUCCCAGGCUCUCGCGAACGCGUCUGCGGGCCACAAUGUCGCACCCGUCCCCCCAGGCUAAGCCCUCCAGCCCCAGUAACCCCCGAGUCUUCUUCGACGUGGACAUCGGAGGGGAGCGAGUUGGUCGAAUUGCCUUGGAAUUGUUUGCAGAUAUUGUACCCAAAGCUGCAGAAAAAUUUCAUAUAUUGUGUACAGGAGAGAAAGGCAUUGGACCCACCACUGGGAAACCUCUCCAUUUCAAAGGAUGCCCUUUCCAUCGAAUUAUUAAGAAAUUCAUGAUUCAGGGUGGAAACUUCUCAAAUCAGAAUGGGACAGGUAGAGAAAAUAUUUAUGGUGAAAAAUUUGAAGAUGAAAAUUUCCAUUAUAAGCAUGAUAAGGAGGGAUUACUGCAGUUCUUCAUCACGACGGUUCCGACUCCUCACUUGGAUGGGAAACACGUGGUGUUUGGCCAAGUGAUUAAAGGAAUGGGUGUGGCAAGGAUUCUGGAAAAUGUGGAGGUGAAAGGUGAGAAACCUGCCAAAUUGUACGUUAUUGCAGAAUGCGGAGAACUGAAGGAAGGGGAUGAUUGGGGAAUAUUCCCAAAGGAUGGAUCUGGUGACAGUCAUCCAGACUUCCCAGAGGAUGCAGACAUAGAUUUAAAAGAUGUAGAUAAAAUUUUACUAAUAACGGAAGACUUAAAAAACAUUGGAAAUACUUUUUUCAAAUCCCAGAACUGGGAGAUGGCCAUUAAAAAAUACACAAAAGUUUUAAGGUAUGCGGAAGGCUCGAAGGCUGCUACUGAGAACGCAAGUGGAGCAAAGCUGCAGCCAGUCACUUUGAGCUGCGGGCUGAAUAUCGGCGCUUGGAAACUGAAGAUGUCUGAUUGGCAGGGAGCAGUCGACAGUUGUUUGGAGGCCCUUGAAAUAGAUCCAGCAAAUACCAAAGCACUGUACCGUAGAGCCCAAGGAUGGCAAGGACUAAAAGAAUACGAUCGAGCAUUGGCUGAUCUUAAGAAAGCUCAGGAGAUUGCACCAGAGGAUAAAGCUAUCCAGGCAGAAUUGCUGAGAGUCAAGCAAAAGAUAAAGGCACAGAAAGAUAAAGAGAAGGCAGCUUAUGCAAAAAUGUUUGCUUAAUAAGGAAUUCAGUUUUGCUUAAGUAUGCAUUGAUUGUAUAAAGCGAAUAAGACAAUUUAAGGAUUUUGUC